This is a messenger RNA of Diabrotica virgifera virgifera (western corn rootworm), 3555 nucleotides long. Its product is annotated as serine/threonine-protein phosphatase 4 regulatory subunit 1. The transcript is spliced from 11 exons. NCBI's taxonomy places the organism in Eukaryota, Metazoa, Arthropoda, Insecta, Coleoptera, Chrysomelidae. Gene Ontology annotation, biological process: protein dephosphorylation. The record is from RefSeq and is a predicted model, not a curated record. The coding region runs from base 410 to 2947 and encodes 845 amino acids. Gene Ontology annotation, molecular function: protein phosphatase regulator activity.
GGGUCUCACGCAGUUGUUUACCUCGUGAAGAGUCACACGAAAAAUAUGUGCGACACUAUUAGUGUACUGGGAUUUCUGGUGUUUUUACGAAUCACGAAAAGGCGGGAUUUCGUCGCCACUGCCGCGUCUCAAAAUUUCAUUCAUUCAGUGACCUGACACAGGAUAUUAAUCUUCCUGAAGAUGGUAAACAAUCACAAAUUUAGCGACGUGUUUUCCCUGAUUAGAACUGAAAAUGUAGACAUGGUAGAGUACGUUCAAAGUCGCAACGGUUAAAGUGUUUUCAACAUGAUCCAGACAUGUAAACAGGAAAUUGAACCAGUGCUCAAAGAGGCACAAAAUAGCAAAAGCUGUAUUAGAAGAAUUUCGGACAUGGCCUCCAGAUUCUUUAAUACCAGACUUACCAGAAAUUAUGAAGAUUCUUACAUCGACAGCAGAUGAAUCGAUCUUAAGGGUUGAAUUACUAGAGCAAAUACCUCACAUUGCCGCACAAGCACAAGCCAUAGCAUGUUCGAGAACAUCGUCACAUCAAACAUUUAAGAACAUCGUCAGUGAUCACAUUAUUCCUUUCGUUGUAAGAAGUUUAGGAUGUUCAGAAAAUACCCUAGUUUGCCACUCGACUCUAAUCCAAUUGAUAGAACAGGGUUUUAUUUCAAAACUACAAGCCGAAAUCCAAGUAUGUCCCACAAUUUUGGCGCUCACCAAAUUAGACAUUAGAAAAUUAGAAACCACCACAGAUGUAAAUACUAGUGCUAUUAAUUUAAUGAGCAAAUUAGCUCCAUUACUUGGCCGGGAUGUAACGGAACGUGUAUUCCUCGGCAGGUUCAUAGACUUAUGCUCCAGUCCAAUAUUUCACAUCCGUACGGUUUGUGCGGGAUAUUUUGGAAAUUUCUCAGCCGUGAUCAGCCACGAUUCGGUCGAGAAGAUAUUGGUGCCAAAAUACCUUACUCUAUGCAAAGACGACGUAUGGGGAGUGAGAAAGACCUGCGCAGAAGCGAUAACUUACGUGUCGUGUGCGUGCAGUAUGAACACAAGAACUACCAAAUUAGCUCCAAGUUUUGGCGUUCUACUAAAAGAUGACUGUCGAUGGGUUAGAGUUUCGGCUUUCCACUCUUUAGGUCCUUUUAUAUCAACGUUUGCCAAUCCGCCCAUAACCAAAAUGGAUUAUAGUAACAAUGGAGAUCUAGUUUUAGUUAAUGGAGAGGGUGCAGAGUUUAUGAUUUCUGUUUCAACACCAAUGUUAUCAUUGCACGAAAGAUUCAGCGUUAAUAAUCCAAAAGAAGAUAACAUAAUGAUGAAUCCGUUAAAUUUAGAAGAAAUGGAUUUGGAAGAAACCGGUUGGAUUGAAAAAAUCAAUGAAGAUGACAUAACGGGGAGUUCUUCAGACAAACAAAACGAAGAAAACAGUUCUGAAUCUUCCGAUACAGUGGCAAAUGAUGAUGGUAAUGUCGAAAACCUAAUCGAUAAAGGUUCGAUAGAAGACCCAAAGAGCACCCCAAAUGUGAUAGUGUGUGAUAAUAUUAGCGAAAAAAUAAAUAACCAAUUAACAGAUGCAAUGCAAAAUAUUAAAUUAAUUGUAAAUAAUUCUAAUUUAAAUAUUGAACAUAGUACAAACGUUAACAAUGAACUUAGUCAAUUAAAUUCGAAUGUCACUACAGAAGAUAAAAUCACUAAUACGAAUAAAGACACAAAUGACAACGAACAAAAGGUAAAUAUCAAUAAUAACGGUACUAUAGAGGAUGAUUUGCAUUUAUUUUACUCACACAAUUAUUGGUAUAUUAGUCCUGAGUUGCCUUUAGAUCCAGUUUUAGUCUGUGGAGAGGAAUCCUCGAACAUCUUAAAUGGUGCUGGAGAUUCAAUACAUUUGGAAAGUAAUUCUGCUGAUGGGAGUAAAUCAGAUAAUAAUAAUUCAACAGUUUCAAUAGAUGAAAGUGAUGUUACAAACGAUGGUACAAAUGAAAAUAGUGUUGCGGAGAAGUCAGAACCACCAGAACCACCACAGAAGAUAGUACCGCAAAUUUUAGUUGAUCACUACAUAGCAAUGACAUAUCCAAUGCUAUCUCUUAACAUAGAAUACGAAAUGGCAUACCAUUGCGCAUACUCUCUUCCAGCUGUAGUUUUAACGUUAGGUAGCGAAAAUUGGCAUUUACUUGAAGAUACGGUCUUUACCCUUGCUGGAGAUAUACAGUAUAAAGUUAGACGAACAGUAGCUAGCAGUUUACAUGAAUUAGCCAUCAUACUAGGAUCAGAAAUGGCUACGAAUAGUUUAACUCAAUUAUUUGAAGGUUUUAUUAAAGACUUGGAUGAAGUCAGAAUAGAAAUUUUAAAACAUUUAGCUGCCUUUUUAAAAGUUAUUAAUCCGGCCAAAAGAAUAACGUAUUUACCGAGGUUAGUAGAAUUUUUACAAACCGACAAUGAGUGGAAUUGGAGAUUCAGAGAAGAACUAGCCAAGCAAUUGUUAGAGUUGAUGGAAUUAUUUAAACCGGCAGAUAUUUCUAAACAUGUCGGUGGAAUUGCGAUCGUUUUAUUAUAUGAUAAAGUAGCCGCUGUAAGAGAAGCUGCCUUAGCAUUAGUUACUGAAAUAAUUUCGUAUACAUCUUCAGAACCGAAUUUAACGCCAGGUUUUUUAAUAAAGUUAGCUGAAACAUUUGCUCAUUCGAAGAAAUGGAAACGUAGACAGACUUUUUGUCUUAUGUGUAUAGAAAUAUUGAAAGAAGAGGCCUUAGAACCAGAACAAUUCGUUUCGGAAGUUAUGCCACACUUGUUGGAUCUAAGUUGGGAUCCAGUUGCCAACGUUAGGCUAGUAGUAGCCAGAUGCCUAUCUAGAUAUAUUUUAAAUAAUCUAUACUUCGUGGAUUUAUCCAGCGAUCACUGUGAGGGACUAGAAACCGUCCUACGAAGACUUCAGGCUGAUAAAGAUAGUGACGUUCGUCAAUCCGCAGAAGUGUAAUUUGUUCACUGGCUCUAACAACUUUUAUAGGAUUUUAUUUACCGUGGUGACAAUAUACAAUUUAGACAUUGUUAAGUGUGAUUUUUAUUGCAUAUAUCCAAAUUUUUAAAAUCUUUUCUAAACCGAUUUGAUAUAUGAAUGGUCUCUUUGAAAAGCUCAAUAAAAUAAUCUCUUAAUCAGUUUCAAUUUUAAAAAAGUAAUGUUAAAUUUCAAAAGACCCAUUUUCUUCUAUGUAUAGAAUUUUGUAAAAGAUGAAAGCAAAGAGAAGAAAGUAAUUUUAUAAUUAAAACAAUGUACUUAAACAUAAAUAAAAUUCACAGUAUCUACUUUAGUUCUUUAGUAUCUACGCUGAUGAUAAAAUAUUUGAACCUUUAUUACAGUACAUAUUAAGCCCCAAACAGAAGAUUACUUUUUAAGUGCAUGCAUAAUUUCUACAUUUAUAUUGUGAGUUUUUAUAGAUAUACAGUUGGUGACCUUCGAAACUUGGCAUCAAUGUAAAAUCUAAUCAUUUUUAUGUGAGUACAAAAACAUAUUUAUUUUUCUCCAUGUUAUAAAGUAUGUAGGCAUAUUUUGGCACAAACCUAUUUUUAAUAAACAUAGUAAAAUCA